AUGCAUGCGUCUUCCCAUUUUUAUUAUCCUAAUUUAUUCUACUUACUCAACCACACUGUUUGGUCGAAGGAAAGCAAGCGGGUCACUCGACUGGUAUGCCGACAAAUGACAUCGCCGAAGAUUUUGAAGAUGAGUUGGGGCUCCAUCUCGUUGGAGAAAAUCGGUGAGGAUGGAAAGGCUGUCAAGGGUGAGGAAGUCGUCUACAGAGAUGCUAAGGUCUGGCCCGGCGGCAGUUGUGGAUGGGACUGGAACAAGGGCGGCACCUCGCACUGGGGCGGCAUAACACGCGAGGACGUGGAGGAUUUGAAGGAAAAAGGUGCGGAGGUGGUAGUACUGACCCGAGGCCAGUGGGCCUUCCUUCAUGUCCCACCUGAAGUUGUGAAGGAGCUGGAGGCUCUCAAUUUCAAGGUCAUUGUGGAACGCACAGCUCCCGCAAUGGAGACGUACAAUAAACUGGUCACUGAGGGGCAUCGUGUUGCUGGCCUCUUCCACACCACUUGCUGA
Messenger RNA from Echinococcus granulosus, 504 nucleotides. RefSeq lists its product as hypothetical. The transcript is spliced from 3 exons. Bases 1 to 504 code for a protein of 167 amino acids. Gene Ontology annotation, cellular component: cytoplasm. Gene Ontology annotation, biological process: positive regulation of fat cell differentiation. The record is from RefSeq and is a predicted model, not a curated record. NCBI's taxonomy places the organism in Eukaryota, Metazoa, Platyhelminthes, Cestoda, Cyclophyllidea, Taeniidae.